GCGCAUCUCAUUUAGUGGUGGGUCGAACAGGAAAAGGUUUACAGUACGUAUAUCUGUUGCCAUGGCAGCAAGGUUACGACACUGUUUUCUAGUCCUUGUUUGCCAGCAGCAUGCGUGAUGACAUAGGACGGCCAUUCCUUCACACACAGGUUCGUUAUCUCAACUCGAUCAAGUGUUUAGCUGGAAUUUGUUUUUCGCGAGAUAAGUCAAAGGGUGACUUCCCCUUGACAGAGCCUACAAAGUCUUAGGAUUGCCUCCCCUGACCGGAGUCCCAAAUUGCUGAGACUGUGCAAGAUAUCGGGACGUGGAUUCAGAUCGGUGUCUUCGCUCAACUCUCAAAACUUCAGUGCUGUGGGAGGUCUCUGGUUAAAAGAUAUCGUCUGAGGCAGAUCCAUUGCGCUACAGAUACAAGGUAUCAUCAUAAAGGCAGAUCCAUUGCACUACAGAUACAAGGUAUCAUCAUAAAGGCAGAUCCAUUGCACUACAGAUACAAGGUAUCAUCAUAAAGGCAGAUCCAUUGCACUACAGAUACAAGGUAUCAUCAUAAAGGCAGAUCCAUUGCACUACAGAUAAAAUAUAUCAUCAGAGAGAUCUGUUACGUCACAGAUAGGUGACGAAAAAUAAGCUUGGUCUAGCCAUGAAGCUAGAGGUAUGGCUGAUGUUUGUUGCUUACGUCAGUCUGGCUGCCAGCCAAUCAACAGGCAGCAACACGAACGAGACGGAAGCGCUUCAGUUCCUCCAAGAUUAUGAGGUUGAAAGAGAAAAGAUCGAGAUCGACCUUGUGGACAAAGAAUAUACCUUCAAAACAAACAUUACGGAUGAGCAUGAAAAAAUAUAUAAUGCAAAAGCAAUAGAAAAAGCCAAGUUUGAUUUGGAAUGGAGCAAAAAAGCAGCGGAGUUCAAUGAUACUGGCAUGAGCAGUGACGUCAGACGACAGUUUCAUUUCAUCCGGGACAUUGGUACAGCAGCACAAAAGGACGAGAGCAAACUGCAGAAGCUAACAGAACUCCAGUCUGAGAUGUCCACGCUGUACAACACAGCCAAAGUUUGUUUACAGACGACCAAAGAUGGCUGUCUCGACAUGGAGCCAGGCAUCACGCGCCUGAUGGCCGAGUCACGUGACUACGAGAAACUCCUGGCUGUCUGGAGCGGCUGGCAUGACGCCACGGGCCGUCAGAUGAAGGACAUGUACGUGCAGUACGUCGAUCUGAUGAAUGAUGCCGUACGACAGGCAGGGUUCAAGGACGCAAGCGACCACUGGAGGUCGUGGUACGAGUCACCGACCUUCGAGGAGGACGUGGCCCAGCUGAUGAGUCAGGUGCUGCCGCUCUACGAGCAGCUCCACGCCUACGUUCGCCGGCACCUCAAGCAGCUGUACGGGGCGGAUAAAUUUCCGGCUUCCGGUCACAUUCCGGCACAUCUGCUAGGGGACAUAUGGGCCCAGGAGUGGGGCAACAUCGCCUCUGAGGUCAUGCCAUACAAGGACAGACCCCUGAUAGACGUCACCGAUCAGCUGAUCCAACAGAACUAUACAGCCAAGACGAUGUUCGACACAGCUGAAGCCUUCUUUGUGUCGCUGGGUUUCGACAAGAUGGUGCCCACCUUUUGGACCAAGUCUGUGAUCGAGAAACCCACGGACGGGCGGAAGGUCGCCUGCCACGCCUCGGCCUGGGAUUUUUACAACAGGAAAGACUUUGCGAUCAAGAUGUGCACAGACAUUACUCACGAGGACUUGAUGACCAUCCACCACGAGAUGGGGCACAUACAGUACUACAUGCAGUACAAGGACCAGCCUGUAGUCUACAGGGAUGGUGCCAACAACGGUUUCCACGAGGCAAUCGGUGACGUCAUGGCCCUGUCAGUCCAGACACCUGAGCACCUGAAGAAGAUCAACCUGUUGACAGAGUUUCUGGACGACAAAGAGAGUGACGUCAACUUCCUGAUGUCCAUGGCACUCAGGAAACUCGCCUUCCUGCCAUUUGGUUACCUGACUGACCUCUGGCGCUGGGCAGCGUUUAGAGGUGACGUCACGCCCGACAACUACACCAAGUACUGGUGGGAUUUAAAGUGCAGAUACCAGGGACUGUCGUCUCCGAUACCAAGAUCUUCCUCAGACUUUGACCCUGGGGCCAAAUAUCACGUGGCUGCAGAUGUUCCUUACAUCAGGUACUUCGUGUCAUUCAUCAUCCAGUUCCAGUUCCACAAGGCCGCCUGUCAGGCCGCCGGCCACACGGGGCCCCUGCACAGGUGUGACAUCUACAACAGCAGGGAUGCGGGGGACCUCUUCAGGGGCAUGAUGCAACUCGGGGCCUCCCAGCCCUGGCCUGUGGCCAUGAAAAACAUGACCGGUCAGGACAGGAUGGACGCUGGGGCUCUCCUGGAAUAUUUCCACCCCCUCAUGGAAUUUCUCCGCAAGCAAAACGGCAACGACUACGGCUGGGACCCCCAGUGCCCGUCCCCCGCCCCCAUCUCUGACACCCCAGCCGACACGAACGACCAGAGAGAGAAGUGCCUCGAAAAUACCAGAACCGGAACCGUCACUGAUAUUCCCUUGGCCUUCACCUUCUUGGAAUCGUAUGACAAAGAGGCUGGUGAUAUAAAAUACAGAGUCAAAGAAGCGGAGUACGCGUACGAAUCAAAUCUGACCAAAGAAAACGAAGACAAUUUUGUGAAGCUGGAGAUGGAGCAGGCGGAGUUUGACCUGAGAAAGUUCAAGGAAUCUCUUGUGUACAACGUCACCGCGAUGCCUGAAUCCAUGAGACGGCAGUUCAAGUUUAUCCGGGAGAUUGGAUCUGCCGCCCAGCCCGACCGGGCCAAGCUUCAGAGGCUGAAGCAAGUGCGAGUAGAAAUGGAGUCCAUCUAUGGCUCAGCGGAGGUGUGCACGGCAUGGGACAGGUGUCUGUCUCUAGAACCAGACUUGACCCGUCUAAUGAGUGACUCACGGGACUACUACGAGCUGAUGGCAGCAUGGAAAGGCUGGCGAGACGUCACGGGGCCGAAGAUGAAGAAGAAGUACGAAGAAUAUGUCCAGCUCUACAACAGUGCCGUGAACGCUUCAUGCUUCAAAGAUGUAGGUGAGCACUGGAGAUCGUGGUACGAGUCGCCGACCUUUGAAGCUGACGUGGCCAACCUUCUGGGGCAGGUGAUGCCCUUGUACGAGCAGCUGCACGGUUUUGUCAGGAGGAGGCUCAAGGUCGUCUAUGGGGAGAAGUUCUUCCCCAAAUCUGGGCACAUACCUGCACAUAUUUUAGGUAACAUGUGGGCCCAGAGCUGGGAGUCAAUCGUUGACCUGCUCACACCAUACAAGGACAAGCCAACUCUUGACGUCACGUCUGAAAUGGUUAAACAGAACUACACACCCUUGAAGAUUUUCCAAACAGCUGACAGUUUCUUUGAGUCCCUGGGGUUGAUGAAGAUGGUGCCAAAGUUCUGGGAUAAGUCGAUCCUGGAGAAGCCCAAUGACGGGAGGGACCUCGUCUGUCACGCUACGGCAUACGAUUUCUACAACAAGGAGGACUUCAGAAUCAAAAUGUGCACGGACAUAACCCAGGUGGACCUGGUCACCGCCCACCACGAGAUGGGUCACGUGGAGUACUACAUGCAGUACAUGGACCAGCCUAUCGUCUUCAGGGACGGGGCCAAUCCAGGGUUCCAUGAGGCCACCGGUGACGUCAUGGCUCUCUCGGUGCAGACGCCAGAACACCUGAACAAGAUCGGACUCUUGGACAAGGUGCCGACAGACAGAGAAUCAGACAUCAACUUCCUGAUGAAGAUCGCCCUCGAGAAAGUCGCCUUUCUCCCCUUUGGAUACUUGAUUGACCAGUGGCGGUGGUCAGUCUUCAGGGGCGACACCCCACCAGAGGCGUACAACUCAGCCUGGUGGGACCUCAGAUGUCGUCUGCAAGGAAUUUUCCCGCCCGUCGCCCGAUCCUCGUCAGACUUUGACCCAGGGGCCAAAUUUCACGUGCCCGGGGACACGCCUUACAUCAGGUACUUCGUGAGUUUCAUCGUCCAGUUCCAGUUCCACAAAGCCCUGUGUGAGGCCGCGGGUCAGACCGGACCUCUACACAGGUGCGACAUCUACGGCAGCAAGGAGGCGGGCCAGAAGAUUGGGUCAAUGCUGAGACUCGGCCUCUCCAAACCCUGGCCGGACGCCAUGGAAAUCCUGACCGGCCAGAGAAAGAUGGACGCCGGCCCCCUGAUGGAGUUCUUCCAGCCGCUCCUGGACUUCCUGCGCAAGGAAAACGGCAACGACUUCGGCUGGGACCCCAUGUGCCCUAAUUCGGAGGGGUCGGGUCCUGAGAGUGAGGCCAAAGGGGGCGUGGCCUGUGGGCACGCGACCAACACGACGGGGAACUCGACGCUGUUUGAAGCGUUCGAGUUUCUCAAGAGCUACGACAAGACGGCGGGGCAGGUUCGAAACCAAGUCAGCGAGGCAGACUUCACGCUCAAGACAAACAUCACAGACCACAACCAAAAAGCUCUGGUUGAUGCGCAGAUGGCCAAGGCCAACUUCGAUCUUGAACAACUAAAGUUGGCCUUGAACUUCAACCUCACAGGAAUGCCAGACAUUGUUCAGCGCCAGUUCAAGUUCAUCAAGGCCAUUGGUCCAUCUGCCGAGCCAAACCAAAAAAAAGUUCAAAGGCUGAAGGAAGUUCAGAACGACAUGGAGACCAUCUACAACACUGGGAAGGUCUGCCUCAAGGGUUCUCAAUGUGUGCCAUUGGAUCCAGACAUCUCACGACUGAUGGCCACCUCCAGCGACUACGAGAAACUUCUGGAAGCCUGGAAGGGCUGGAGAGACGCCACGGGAGCGAAGAUGAAGAACAAGUAUGCUGAGUACGUGAGCUUGCUGAACGACGCUGUCCGGGCCUCCUGUUACCAGGAUGCCGGCGACUACUGGAGAUCAUGGUACGAGUCUGCGACCUUCGAACAGGAUGUGGCCGAGCUGUUUGCACAAAUCAAGCCUCUCUAUGAGCAACUGCACGCGCAUGUGCGCAGACACCUGAAGAAGAAAUAUGGCGCAGACAAGUUCCCGUCGACUGGGCACAUUCCCGCUCAUCUCCUAGGUAACAUGUGGGGCCAGAGCUGGAACUACCUGCUAGACCUGGUGCUGCCGUACCCAGGUAAACCCACGUUAGACGUCACGGCUGAGUUAAAGAAACAGAAUUACACGGUGGAGAAAAUGUUCCUCACGUCUGAAGAGUUCUUCACCUCCCUGGGUCUGCUGCCGAUGGUGCCACAGUUCUGGAACAAGACCAUGAUGGUCAGACCAGCAGACGGACGUGACGUCAUGUGUCAAGGUUACGCGCAGGACUUCUUUAACCAACAAGAUUUUAGGAUCAAGAUGUGCACGCAAAUAAAUCACGAGGACCUGAUGACCAUCCACCAUGAGAUGGGUCACGUGGAGUACUACAUGCAGUACAAGGACCAGCCGGUCAUUUUCAGGGAGGGGGCCAAUCCAGGAUUUCACGAAGCCAUCGGUGACGCAAUGACGUUAUCUGUUCAAACCCCAGAACACCUGCACCAGAUCGGACUUUUGGCGAAGGUACCAAACGACACAGAGACAGACAUCAACUUCCUGAUGACGAUUGCCCUACAGAAGAUCGCCUUCCUGCCAUUUGGUUACCUCAUUGACCAGUGGCGGUGGUCAGUGUUUAGAGGGGACACUAAGCCUGACCAGUACAACAAGCAUUGGUGGGAUUUAAGGUGUCGCCUGCAGGGCCUGUCGUCGCCUGUGGAGAGGAGUGAGUCAGACUUUGAUCCCGGAGCAAAAUAUCACGUGCCUGCUGAUGUGGCCUAUAUCAGGUAUUUCGUCAGUUUCGUCAUCCAGUUCCAGUUCCACAAAGCCAUGUGUGACGCAGCAGGUCACCGAGGGCCACUACACCGAUGUGACAUCUACAACAGCAAAGCCGCUGGGACCCUCUUCUCGUCAAUGAUGAAACUUGGACAAUCCAAACCGUGGCCGGACGCUAUGGAGGUCAUGACCGGACAGAGAAAGAUGGACGCCGGCGCCCUCCUCGAGUACUUCCGGCCCCUGCACGAGUAUCUCCAACAGGAAAACGGAAAUGACUUCGGCUGGGACCCACAAUGCCCGGAUUUUAAAACCCCCCGAGGGCAUAAUUCUGCUAAUUCAUUGAGAAUCUCAACGAUUUCAUUGGUGGUUAUUUUAAUUCUGCAGGUCAUAGUGACAUUAAGGUAGCCAAUACAAACGUCCGUUCUAUGAAUACAAUUAUAAUAUUUUUAAUUAAUGUGAACAUUAUCAUCGAAAGGUACCAAGACAAUCGUUGCUCAAUUUUCAAACAGUUCGCUUCCAACUAUAUCGAUAUGUUCAAUCAUAACGAUUAAUUGUGUAUUUUUUUAAAAGCUAAGGCUAAUUAUUAAUUAACAUUUAUCGCAUAGCUAAGAGUGGGUCAAGAUCAGUUAAAUUCAUGUUACUUAGUCACAAAUAAACUGAGGCGUCACCAGGUGGGGUGCCACCCGGGGCGGACCGCACCCCAUGCCCCCGCCUUGUGGUGCUACUGAAGACGAAAAUUGAGUGAAACUAACACUCGACCCACUUUUAAUGGUACUCAGCAACAUAUACAUUUCUUUAGAAUGGCAUAGGGAUCAUCCAUAAAUGACGUCACGUUUUUUUGGCGAUUUUUACCUUCCCCCCCCCUCUCCCCUCCGUCACACAUCGUCAC
Molecule: messenger RNA, 6686 nt
Organism: Physella acuta
Lineage: Eukaryota; Metazoa; Mollusca; Gastropoda; Physidae
Product: angiotensin-converting enzyme
Biological process (GO): proteolysis
Cellular component (GO): plasma membrane
Molecular function (GO): metallopeptidase activity; peptidyl-dipeptidase activity
Source: RefSeq, a predicted model, not a curated record